GCCAUUUAGAAACUAAACAUGGACAAUAUUUAUCCAAGCCUCGAGGGUUGGUUAUGCCUCAAAUGUGUUGUUCUUCUGCCGGAUAUCCUUGUCGUGCUCUGUUAUACAAACAGUAAGAAUAUAAUUUUAACAAUACCCUAUUUGCACUUAAUGUUUUGUUUACAUUGGUUGCCCUGCAAAUUGUAACGCUUAAAUGUGGAUGUUAAUGGAUUUGCACUGCAUGUGCCUGCGUUCAUGGACAAUUAUUUUUGCUAGAAAAUUUAUAAUACGUAUGGUUCUAGUCCUGUGUGUGGAUCAUAUAGUUUGGGAAUGGCUGCUGUGAAACAAUGAAACUCUCAGACUUGAGUUGCCAUUGAGUCUUUAUCAUAGUAAUCGCUGCAGAGUUACACAAGCUCAGGUGCUCAGGAUGGAACAACUGGCUGCAAGUGUGAAAAAGCCAGGACUCAUACAAAGUGGCGUUUCACAAGACAAUGUGAAAAAAAGAAGACAUGCCAGAACUAAUACGUGCUUCAUAAAACGUAAUGAGAAAAAAAGAAAUGAAAUCCUCCUCUGUGUCUAUUUGCUGUGUCCGUCCACUGUAGCAAACUCCCUGUUUGCCAAGACCACAGCAGUGAGACACCUGGUCAGUUGAAUUUUCCGUUACACUGCUCUAGCAGAUUAGAUAAUACAGAAUAUGGCAUUGACAAAGUGACCUCUUGUUAAUGAUCUGUUUUGAUCUGGUAGUCCCAGGGUAGGUGUGGAAGUCAGUAUGUUGUAGCUGGGUUAAUGCUCUGUCGUCCACGUCGGGUUGUCUGUUGGUGUCAGUCCUUGGCCAUGCAUAACAUACAAGAGUGGAGCCUCCAGGGAUGCAUAAUCCCAGAUCCAGUGUUUACAGUAGCCUGUCAUCCCUUAAAAUGACAUUUAUUGUCUUUGGGACGCGGUUUUGGAAUCUUGAGGAUGGCUUCCACUCGUUUUGUACUUGAUAUUGAAUCACAUAUCGCGUGAAGUGACAUUGUGUCCCCUGUAACUCACCCGAUGAGAGGGGUGAUGUUGACGCGUAUUUUUAAAAGAUGCUUGAGGCUUGGAUAAAUAUUGUCCAUGUUUAGUUUCUAAAUGGACAAUAUUUGUUUGCUAGCAUAUUAGCGAACAGCACACACAGGCUUGGGUGUUGUCCUCUGGGCCUGCGACUUGAGUCCUUUCUGCGAGUCCUCUUUUUAGUUUUGAAUGAUUCAGUUGGACUUUGUGAUUCCUGUUCGUCCUCAGCAGCUUUCCUCUGCUCCAUCUUGCUCGACCCAGCACACAACAAAGUUCUCCCUCACCUAGAUUCAAUCAUGAAUCAAUCAUAGGGGAAAUUAACAUGAACAUAUUGUGGUCAAAAUGUUACAUUUCCCUUACAGGUCCAUUCUAGGGAAGAGAAAAACAACAAUUUGUACGAUUUAGGUGAUCACACACAAGUGAAAACAUCACCAGGAUAAUUUUCUAUUCAAUUCCUACUAAAAGAUCCCUUUCACCAAAGUCUUACACACCAAUGCAGUGUGUACGAUUUUUCUAAUCAUUACACAAAGGUGUUUCACUACAAAAUAAAUCUAAAUUGAAGAAGAUCUAAUGUCCCUCCCUUUUGGAAAGUGGCCGAGUUAUAACAAUAACUGUCACAUGUUGAGGGCUCAGCUCCACACGCCCCCCCCCACAUUCAUUCAGGACUUUCUCUCUGGCGCCCCCUAUAGAGGGAAGUUCUCGCUAUCACAAAGUCACACAUAUGAAUACAGUGUAUGGUGAAGACGCGCUUCCCAGAUCGGAUCAGACACUCGCUUGUAAGCAUGAGCGUCCCUGCGGCUGCGCUCGGGUCCGUGCGGCUCUCCAGAGCUCUCCAGAGCCGCAUGAGGGGUCUCCGGUCACUCCAUGCGGCGGGCAGCGGGUCGGAGCUCCAGCCCGGAGCCUCUUCCGUCAGGAGGAACCUGGACGUCCAGACGACGACGGACACAGGGAGGCUGAAGACCAUCGAUGACCUGCCGGGGCCCAGUUUGGCCACCUCCCUGUACCUGAUGCUAUUCAAAGGAUAUUCAGAUAAGACGCACCUAAUCCAGGUUUUACAGAAGAAUCAGCACGGGCCCAUUUGGCGCACUAAGUAUGGUUUGUUUGAAAUGGUCAAUGUGGCGAGUCCGGAAUUCAUAGCUCAAGUGAUCCGGCAAGAGGGUCGCUACCCGGUCCGAGUUGAUAUGUCUCACUGGAAUGAUUACAUGGACCUGAGAGGACACGACUAUGGUCUGCACACGAGCUCAGGACCAGAAUGGUACCAGAUCCGCAAACAGCUGAACCCCAAAAUGCUGAAGCUGGGGGAAGUGUCGGCGUAUGCCUCCGACAUCCAAGAGGUGGUCGGAGAUAUGCUGCAGCGCAUUGAGGUCCUGCGCUGUCGCAGUCAGGACCAGGCCACGGUUCCGGACAUGGCGGCUGAGCUCUACAAGUUUGGCUUUGAGGCUGUCUCUUCAAUCCUGUUUGAAACCAGGCUGGGCUGCCUGCAGGAGGAUAUUCCCAAAGACACACUGCGAUUCAUCGCCGCUGUCAACACCAUGUUAAUGUUGUCUAAUGCCGUGCUUUUUACCCCACGCUGGAGCCGCAGCAUCCUCCCUUACUGGAAACGCUUUGUUCAAGCUUGGGACGUCCUCUGUAGCGUAGGCCAGAAAAUAAUCGACAAGAGGAUGGCUGAAAUCGAGGCUCAGGUGCGCAGCGGUGAGCCGACAGACGGUCUGUACCUGAGUUAUCUGUUGUCCAGUGAAAAGCUGAGCCGAUCCCAGAUCUACAUCACUAUCAUAGAGCUGCUACUUGGAGGAGUUGACACGACGUCCAACACCUUGACCUGGACGUUGUACCACUUAGCACGGGACGAGAGGGCCCAGGAGCUGCUGUACGGGGAGGUGAACUCCGUGUGUCCCAACAAACGGGAGCCGACCACGGGUGACCUGAGCAGGAUGCCCUACCUGAGGGCCGUCAUAAAGGAGACGUUACGCCUUUAUCCCGUCGUACCUGGUAAUGGACGCUAUGUUACUGAGAACGAGGUGAUUGUGGGCGACUACUGGUUCCCAAAGAAGACUCAGUUCCAUCUGUGUCAUUUUGCCGUCUGCCAUGAUGAGGCAGUGUUUCCGAAUCCAGAGGAAUUUGUCCCGGAGCGCUGGCUCCGCUCUCAGAUGCCCGGCUUCGACAAGCCCCAGCCGUACAGCUAUGUCCCGUUUGGCGUCGGGGUGCGAGCGUGCGUGGGGAAGAGGGUGGCAGAGAUGGAGAUGCAUUUUGCUCUCUCGAGGAUGAUGCAGCACUACAAGGUCAAGCCCGAGAAAGGCGCCCCGAUCGUGCACCCUCAUACCCGAAUCCUGAUGAUCCCCGAGAAGCCCAUCAACCUGCGCUUCCUGCCCAGGGCCGAGUGACGAGCGGAGGUCAGUGACUCCCGAAGGUUUGGAUUCAAGUGUUUUGACUGCAAUCGUCUGUAUGUCUAAUUAAGUCGAAGGUUGAAUGCUUUGUCAGAAGCAUUUCCCUUUUUAUAUUUAAAAAGCUCUUGUGGUGGGAAUGCAUAGAUUUUAUUAGUCCAGGUCUUUCUACAGAGUCAGCUUUUCCAGCUGGAGGUAACUGAAUGUUUUCCUCCUCAGAGGUUCUGGAAGGAGAUGAGGACUUUUUUGCUUUGUGGUUCUCUAGACUAAUGAAAUUGGUUCAUCGGCUGUGUCCACAACACACACACUCAAACACAAACACUUGCUUUUAAAAAUGUGUUUAGAAGCCGUACAGGGAGAACACUGCCCCUCUUUGACAAUGAGUGGAAAUGCAGCUUUUACAUAACCUGGCACCAAUUUCUUUCAGGAGGAAGUCUUGUGCUUUUGUUUCGUUUUGAAACAGCCACGUUGAAAGUUGUUUCACAUUUAACACAAGGUUAAGCAUUAUACAUAAAGAAAAACUUUUCGUGGCGGAGGCAAGGAAAGGAGGAUUUAGGAAACGAAGCAACAGGAGGCAGAAGGAAGGAAACAAGGAGGCAUGGAAAGGAAGGAGGAUUGCUUAAAGGGAAAAGUUGUUGCACUUUUUUAGGUUUCCUGUGUGAAAACUGCAAAUAUCUUUCUUUUAUUCGAGAAUUGUUGCAAAAAAUUAUGAUUUAACGUCAAGGUUUUGCAUUUAUAAGUUACAAACAAGAACAUGCAGCUUAAAUACAUGAAUACUUUAAAGCCUUAAUCUCGGUGAAUGAAUGUAAUUGUUCUAAUAUGUAUUUUAUUUUUGUAAUUUAGUUAUUCAUGUGUUUAACUGUUUUAAAUGUUGUUACUAAUUUAAAUGUAUACUGUUGAGCCUCCUCCCUGUGCUGGAGUUUAUAGAUUGGGAAACAAAAUCCCAAUGUGGAAAUAAAAGAUGAUUGAUAUGG
This is a messenger RNA of Platichthys flesus (European flounder), 4369 nucleotides long. RefSeq names its product sterol 26-hydroxylase, mitochondrial. The transcript is spliced from 9 exons. The record is from RefSeq and is a predicted model, not a curated record. The coding region runs from base 1749 to 3395 and encodes 548 amino acids. Gene Ontology annotation, molecular function: iron ion binding; heme binding; monooxygenase activity. Gene Ontology annotation, biological process: C21-steroid hormone biosynthetic process; cholesterol metabolic process; glucocorticoid biosynthetic process. Lineage: Eukaryota; Metazoa; Chordata; Actinopteri; Pleuronectiformes; Pleuronectidae. Gene Ontology annotation, cellular component: mitochondrial inner membrane.